This is a messenger RNA of Botrytis porri, 528 nucleotides long. RefSeq lists its product as uncharacterized. Lineage: Eukaryota; Fungi; Ascomycota; Leotiomycetes; Helotiales; Sclerotiniaceae. The coding region runs from base 1 to 528 and encodes 175 amino acids. The record is from RefSeq and is a predicted model, not a curated record. The transcript is spliced from 4 exons.
AUGGCUCACACCAUCGGAGUCUUCCAAGCCCUCAUCGCCUUCCCCGUGAUGAUACACGCGGGAGUAUUCACAUUUUGGUGUUUAACGCUCGAUGCCAAUUUUACGAUUUAUGAAUUCGUAAACGCCCUCUCAAACGCUUUCUUCUCUGCUUCGAUAUUGUUCAUCAUCAUCACGCAACGCGGGGGAAAUAGUGGGGAUAUUAGUAAAGAAUUCAUGGUCUGGUUGGAAAUGGCAAAAAGUGGUUUUGCUAGUGCGGUGUGGCUUUGGUUACUUGUCGAUAGCAUCUUUGGUCCCGUCCACAACUUCUACAAUCAACCGCCGUCCCGAACGCCCCGAAUUGCACAGGCGAUUAUUAGUUUUCUUGGUUUACCGUUUCUCUUCUACCCCACUCUCGCCUUCGCUAUCUACGAUCUCAAAAGAAGUCGAAAAUCUGAACUGGAUAUGAGUGCACGCGUAGCAGGAAUAGAAGUGGAAGUAGAUGAAGAAGCUGCUGCAGGAGAGAGAUCGCCUCUGUUGAGUAGAGAGUAA